Nematocida major is the source of this 380-nucleotide messenger RNA. RefSeq lists its product as uncharacterized. NCBI's taxonomy places the organism in Eukaryota, Fungi, Microsporidia. The annotation marks the transcript as partial. The transcript has a single exon. The record is from RefSeq and is a predicted model, not a curated record.
AAAAUGCGGAGCUUCAGGCCAGGGUAGAAGAGCUGGGAAAAAAGUUAGAAGCCUUAGAGACAGGGGGGCGGAAGGGUGCAGAGCAGCUGAAGAGAAGCCAGAAGGAAAAUGCAGAGUUGAAGAAGGCGUUAAAGGAUAGAGAUGAAGAGUUUGCAGCAGAGAGGCGGCAGAGUGCAGAGGAGUUGGAGGAAGGCCAGGAGGAAAAUGCGGGGAAGGAUGCCAGGAUAGAAGAGCUGGAGGCAGGGGGACAGCAGAGUGCAGAGAAGUUGAGGAAAGCCCUGGAGGAAAAUGCAGAGCUGAGGGCCAGGGUAGAAGAGCUGGAAAAAGCCAUGCUGGCCGAGAGAAAGGAGAGAGCAGAGCUGGAGAAGCAGAGAGCAUAG